Molecule: messenger RNA, 4023 nt
Organism: Populus trichocarpa (black cottonwood)
Lineage: Eukaryota; Viridiplantae; Streptophyta; Magnoliopsida; Malpighiales; Salicaceae
Exons: 7
Coding region: 2901-3533 (210 amino acids)
Source: RefSeq, a predicted model, not a curated record
UCACGUGUCGAAGAAGUAGUGGAUACACAAUGGCACACGAUUCAACCCUGCCGAUUUUUUGCUUGUUCUCUCUAUAAAAAUCAACCUGGGGCCAUAACAUAUUACACCAACAAUUAACUCUACAUGGGUUUGAAUUUGCGGCCUAAGGAACCUCGCUGCAGGUGGGUUCAGUACCAUAUGGAGCCAUGCAGCUCACCAGGAAAGAAUAAACAUGUAAGAUUCAUAAGGAAUUGUCAACGACUGGGUUAGUGGAUUCCAUGCUAUGCUUGCCAGGUGAGUAGUCUUUUGCAGAUUAGCCUUUGUUUCGUUGUCUGUUCGACCUUGAACACAUGGAUAUGGUUAGGACUAUUCAUUAAUUAAAAUUAAACCCUGAUUAGCUUAGAAUUUCUUUGCUCUCCAACACGAUGCAUCAAAAACAGAUCCAUUAAUUAUUACCAUAAAUAUAACUACACUAUGCAGAAUUAAAAUCCCGUGAUCAUGAAGUAAUAGUCUAACAAAUUACUAUACAUGAUUUGUAUCCAUAUAUAUAGUAAACACGCAUGAAAGCUGUACCUUUAAUUAGUUCUGGUUUUCAGGUCCUCUAAUUAAUCUGAUCCCCUCGAUAAAUCCAAAGAAGUGCUUUUAUAUAUAUAUAUAUAUGAUCUGGUCUGAUAUUCCUGCCUACAAGGAGAAAAAAGAAAUCUGACCCGUAGGAAGUGGAAUCGACCUUGAGUAGAUGGUGAAUGCCUAAAAAGCUGUGCUUUAAACUAAAGUUUGAAAAAAAUCAGGAGUUAAAGGACAAUAAUUAAUAACAAAGGUCUUGGAAAGCGCGAUUACAGGUGUGAUGCAAGAAAGACUUAUAGAUCUAGGUGAAUAUUGAAGUUUAUGUAUCAGAAAAAAUAAAGUAAAGUUCUUUCGAUACACUUAUUUCCACAAUCUCAAAGAAUCUGCAUUAGAGCUGACUUAAGAUGUACAGUAGCCUUGAAAACAAUUAUAAACAUGGCUUUUUAAAAUAUUUAAUAUUUUUUUUUAAAAAAUUAAUGUACAUCAUUAAGUGAGAUAUUGGACAAUUUUUAUUUCAUAUAUGAGACAUUUUGUUAAUUAAAUAGUAGCGAUUUUUAUUUUAUAAAAUAUAGUUGAUAAAUAUGUUUUAUUUAUUUUUUAAACUUUUUAUUUAAUAAGGGUCUUGAAACAUUGCUAAAGUUGUAUUUAAACAUUGCUAUAAUGGUUUAACUUGUUUUUUGGCCUUGAUUUUGCUGCUGGAAAUUGGUUAAGAUAGGCCAGUGUUGGUGAGUUUCCUCAUUUCUUGGACUUUUGAGGUUUCUUGAAUUUUUUUCAACAAAUAUUAAAAUUGAUAUGAAAUAAGUCUAUUUGUAUUUUAUUUAAAAUGCUUAUAUUUCAUGUCAUUUUAAAUAAAUAUAAAGGUUUUUAUAACAAAAAAAAAUUAUAUAACAAAAAUAAUUUCUAAAUUGAGGGAAAAUAGUCAAGGUUGCUAAUUCAAUUUAAUUUUAUAAUAAUUUUAAACAGUAUAAUUGAAUUCAAUUAUAUAGUUUAAUAUUUUAUUUCAGAUAUAAAAAUUAUAAUGGAUCAUCAAUUGAAUUCAAAUAAUAUGUGGAAUUGAAUUCAUUUUCAUAUAUGCGCAAAUACACAACUAUAUUAUAUUCCUAAAAUCUUAUAAUCUUGCAUACAAACAACUCCUUCAAAAUUUACCAUCAUUUUUUGCCCAAACAACCUUCAAAGAAUCACAAAAGUAAUAAAUACAGUUUGAUCCUUAUUACAUUCCCCCCUGCAACCUCCAAAUAAUUAUAAAUUAUUUAGGACAUAUAUAGUUUUGCAGAAUAGUAGCAUGUUAGUAUGAUAAUUUAGAUCAGAUCUGAUGAAUUUAGCAUCUAGAUGUUAUAUAUGUCCUAAAUGAUGUUUUUAUGUAGAGAUGGUAUAAUUGUAAAUUUUUUUAUUUUUUUUACUACAGCGGUGGUAAAAUUAAUAUUCAAGGGUUUUUUUUUAGAAAACAAGAUUUUCUUAUAUUUUAUUUUCUCUUUAUACUUGGUAUUUUUAUCAUUUCAUACUUGAUUUAUUUAUCAUCUUUUUUUCUUAUCUUUAUUUUUUUAUAAUAUUUUUUUUUAGUUUUUCCUUUUUUUUCCUUUAUUGUUUUUUUGGAAAAAAAAAUAUUUUUAUUUUUAUACUUUGAAUAUUUAUCACUCUAUACUUGACCUGUUUAUACCAUUUUUUUUUUACAUUUAUUCUUUUGUAAAUUUUUUUAUUUACACUUCAAAAAAAAAGUAUUAUACAAAUACUAAGAAAACAAUGUUUUAUUAUAGCAAUUGAAGAAUUGUUUUAUUUUUUUGCUAUAUUAAAAAUUAACUUGAAAUAUUACAUGUUUUUAUUAAUACAUAUAAUUUUUAUCAUAUUUUAUUAUAUAUAAGCAUCAUUGUUUUGAUUUACGGUAAUAUUUUUUAUUAAAUAUAAAAAAUACAUUAAUAACAUUUAUAUAUUAUUUUUUUUUAUUAAAAAAAAUUAUCAGACCUGUAAGAAAACAAGUGGUUAAUAUGUGCAAGAACAACACUGGAAAAGUUUGGGGAAUAAUUGGUUCGUACAAAAAGGCAAAGUAAAAGCAAACCAUUUUUUAUCCAAAAGGAAAAGUAAGAAUGAUAAAUCGAUAGUUCUAGAAGUUUAAGAACCUUAAGGUCGAACACAUGACGAAUGGAGGGCACAAGCAAGGGACUACUUAUUUGGCAAGUGUUUGCAUGGAAUUUAACGCCCUAUUUAAGUUUUGAAGGCUUCUCCAUUGUAAAUAAUUGCAACUAAUUCAAAGGCCUGAAGCAACAUGAAUCGUCUUCGAGCCAAGACACUUGAAGGCUUCUCCAUUGAAUAUUCUCGGUUAAUUUGUGAAGUUUCGAUCAAGAGAAAAUCUUAGCGAAAAGAUGGAAGACCAAGACGUACGCUGGAAGAUACAAGCCCAACGCCCCCAAGACUUUGGUAAAGUUGAAUACGUUCUGAGAGCUUGGCUGGCUAGCUUACAAGUUUUGAUGGGGGCUGAUCAGCAACAAGGGUUACCGUCUUAUUACAGCAUUCUUGGUGUUAGUUCCGAGUCUUCUAUUAAUGAAAUAAAGCGUGCUUAUCGCAAGCUUGCUAUGCAAUGGCAUCCUGAUAGGUUGACAAGAACACCUUCGCUUUUGGGUGAAGCCAAACGUAAAUUCCAGCAAAUUCAAGAAGCCUAUGCGGUGUUAUCCGAUCAUAGAAAAAGAACAAUGUAUGAUGCAGGAUUAUAUGACCCUGAAGACCAAGAAGAUGAGGGCCUUUCUGAUUUUGUGCAAGAAAUAUUGAAUCUCAUGGCCCAGGAUAAGAGACAGGACAAGAGUUACAGCAUGGAGGAGCUGCAGACAAUGCUCUCGGAAAUGGCUCAGGGAUUUGAAACUUCAUCGUGGUACUGUACACCCUCAAUUCUUGAAGAACCUAGAAAUUCAAAAAGGGCAAGGUGUGAUGCAGAUCCAAUGAUGGACAGGGGAAGUUCGCAUUUCAGUCUUUCGGGCUGGGGAGUGUAUGGUUGUGGCUAAGAGAUCAACAUUGUUUAGCCGAGAGAGCAGCACUGUUUCUUCUCAAAUCCCAAACAUUUUUCUGAGUUGUGGUGACAAGAAUAUGUGCUCUUGAAAUGAACAUGCUGUUGCUUGCUUGAAUUGUUGGACUGGUGCUUGGGGCUACUGGAGAAGUGGAUGGUGGAAUGGUUUGGUUUCUUUAUUAAUCCUUUUCUUUCGUUGACAGGAGAUGUAUAUAUUUGUGCCACCAGGAAUCUCAAACAUAUCCAUGGAAUUACUGUCUGUCCCCUCUACAUGUUUGAGUUCAGUGAUGGUAGCAUUUCGGUUUUGAACUCUGAAAUGUCUCUGUUUUGACUUUUGGUAGACGUCUGGUCCGUCUGGGCUUCGGUUCCGAUUGUGUAAGAUGUUUAAAAUGUAGAUUAGUCUGAAGCUAUGGGUUUUAUUGUAAUUGAGCCCAUUGCCACUGGGCUAUCACCGACGUGGGAAGAAAACUACAUGGCUUAAUCUCUCA